AAAAUAAAAAAAACGCAAUGAACGUGGAGACAAAGUGCGGCUUUUGUGGAGUUGAGUCGAAGCUGAAGUGUGCCGGUUGCCAGCAGGUCUACUAUUGCAGUCCGGAGCAUCAAAAGAAACACUGGCGGGCGAAGCACAAACAGGAAUGCGCCAAACCGUUCGAGCUGGCUACGAAUGAAGAGUUUGGUCGCCAUCUCUCGGUAACCAGGCCAAUCCAGAAGGAUACGGUUCUGUUUACCGAGAACCCGCUGGUGAUUGGGCCCAAGUGGAACCUGGACGAGUACGAGCAACGGUCGGUGGAAGUGCCGUGUGUCGGCUGUUUUGCCGACUGUCGCAUGGGACAGUUUCAAUGCGCACAGUGCCACUGGCCGGCCUGCAAACCCGACUGCCCCGGAUGA
This is a messenger RNA of Anopheles cruzii, 398 nucleotides long. RefSeq lists its product as uncharacterized. Lineage: Eukaryota; Metazoa; Arthropoda; Insecta; Diptera; Culicidae. The transcript has 2 exons. The record is from RefSeq and is a predicted model, not a curated record. The coding region runs from base 18 to 398 and encodes 126 amino acids.